ACACGAUGGAAUACAGUAGCGGCAGUAGUAACUGUGAAGCUGUCCUUUACCGUUUAGCUAAGUGUGUGAUCAGACGCUUAGAGUAGACGUUUUUCUUAUUAUUUCCGCUAGGCAUUCAUCAACACAUCAUUUUGUUGUUUUAACGCACGGAAGUUUAGAGAGUAGCAACCAGACUAGCUAACUAGCUACCUUAGCGAUCUCAGAUUCAAUUGCAUCAACCAAUACAACGUACCAAGAAUUCACCCUUAGUUAUAACAACUAGUUUGCUCCUACUGUCAUCUGCCCGGGCCGACUAGGACGUCGUACACCAAGAAAUCAUUUGUACGGAGAAAUUCAACAAAGCACUUGAAAGCUACCUGGCAGUACGGUAUCUGUGUUUCAUGGCUGUGGCAUGUAGGGUCCCAGCUUAUGUCAGUGACAGAUAAUGAUGUGCAUAGAACAGCGCGGCAUGUAUGUUUGGUGUGAGAGUCCUUCUCUCUCUCCUCCUCGCUGAUGCUUUCAGAUCGGUAUUGUCAAUCUUUUUUUUACAGAAUCAAGAAAACUGGCAGCGGUCUCUGCCACCUUUAACUGUCGCAACUGGAUUUUGAGUGAAGCGGACUGAACAGAGAGAAGUAGACGCCAUGACUGGGGCGGGUGCUGAUGAUGACAUUCCCCUGGGUGAGAGGAAGACUGUCACAGACUUCUGCUACCUGCUGGACAAAUCUAAGCAGCUCUUCAAUGGCCUGAGGGACCUGCCUCAGUAUGGACACAAACAGUGGCAAUCCUACUUUGGCCGGACCUUCGACGUCUACACCAAGCUGUGGAAGUUUCAGCAGCAGCACAGACAGGUACUGGACAACCGAUAUGGCCUGAAGAGAUGGCAGAUCGGGGAGGUGGCUUCCAAAAUCGGUCAGCUCUACUACCACUACUACCUCCGCACCUCUGAAACCAGCUACCUAAAUGAGGCAUACUCCUUCUAUUCCGCUAUCCGACAGAGGUCCUACUACUACCAAGUCAAUAAGGAAGACAGGCCAGAGCUGGUGGUGAAGAAGCUGCGGUAUUAUGCCCGCUUCAUUGUGGUCUGUCUGCUGCUCAACAAGAUGGACCUGGUCAAGGUGCUGGUCAAGGAGCUGUCAGAGGAGAUAGAGGAAUACACGCAACGCUUCAACACAGAGGACCAGCUGGAGUGGAACCUUGUGCUGCAGGAGGUGGCUGCCUUUGUGAUGGCGGACCCGGUUGUGGUGCUGAACGAUGACAACACUGCUGUGGUCACGUCCAAUCGUCUGCAGGAAGGGGGCGUACCUCAGCUAGAGCAGGGCAUGGUGGUUGGUCAGCUCACCCUAGCUGACGCCCUCAUCAUCGGCAACUGCAACAAUCAGGUGAAGUUCAGUGAGCUGACCAUCGACAUGUUUCGCAUGCUUCAGGCAUUGGAACGAGAACCUGUCAACCUGGCUACACAGGCGACCAAACCAGGGACACUGGAGCCCAGCGAGAGACCAGCCAAGAGAGAGAACCCUCACAAAUACCUGCUGUACAAACCCACUUUUAGCCAGCUAUACACUUUCCUGUCUGCCUCCUUCAAGGAGCUGCCAGCAAACAGCGUGCUUCUGGUCUACCUCUCAGCCACUGGAGUCUUCCCCACUGGAUGCACUGAUUAUGAAGGGCCCUAUGACUUUGGAGGUGUUCUCACCAAUACCAACCGUGACGUGGUAAAUGGGGAGACGGUGCAGAAGAAGAACCAGGCACAGAAGGAGAUGCACUGCCUCCACCCUGGCGAUCUCUUCCCCUUCACCAGGAAGCCUCUCUUCAUCAUCGUCGAUUCCUCUAACAGCACGGCCUACAAGAAUUUUUCGAAUCUCUUCGGACAGCCAUUGGUGUGUCUGCUCUCGCCGACAGUGUAUCCUAAAAGCAUGAAAGACCAAUCACAGCGUGGCAGCCUCUUCACCCUCUUCCUGUACAGCCCCCUCAUGGCGUUCCUGUUCAUUUGUGACCUGUGCAGCUUGCGCCAGGGAUUGUGGGAAAAGGCCCAGGAGUUUCUACGGAAGGUGUACCGUGACAUCGGCCAGCUGGUUACCCACUCGCACUCCAUAGACCAGGCCUUCCUGCAGUUCUACGGGGACGAGUUCCUGCGGCUGCUGCUAAUCCGGUUUGUGUUCUGCUCGGCGGUGCUGAGGCUCCACAAGCUGUUCCGGGAGUCUCGCAGCUUCCCGGAGUCGUUCCCUCCGCUGCCCAAGCAGGACACGGUGGAGAGCAGCGUGCUUCAGAAACACGUGCUGGACCUGGCCACCAUGUUGGAAGUGCAGAACCUCUUCUACGACAGCGCGCCGGACAGCUACUGACCCCAUCCCUUCCCCUGGCCC
Molecule: messenger RNA, 2339 nt
Organism: Megalops cyprinoides (Indo-Pacific tarpon)
Lineage: Eukaryota; Metazoa; Chordata; Actinopteri; Elopiformes; Megalopidae
Product: protein SCAI-like
Exons: 17
Coding region: 621-2318 (565 amino acids)
Biological process (GO): DNA-templated transcription
Cellular component (GO): nucleus
Molecular function (GO): transcription corepressor activity
Source: RefSeq, a predicted model, not a curated record